Molecule: messenger RNA, 3150 nt
Organism: Fonsecaea multimorphosa CBS 102226
Lineage: Eukaryota; Fungi; Ascomycota; Eurotiomycetes; Chaetothyriales; Herpotrichiellaceae
Exons: 1
Coding region: 1-3150 (1049 amino acids)
Biological process (GO): protein import into nucleus
Cellular component (GO): nuclear envelope; cytosol
Molecular function (GO): small GTPase binding
Source: RefSeq, a predicted model, not a curated record
AUGGACCUGCGCACCACCAUUCAGUCGACUUUGUCAGCCGACGCAACCAUCCGUUCUCAAGCUGAGACGGCCUUGAAGCAAGCUGAACAGCAUCCCGGUUUCAUUGGGGCCCUCCUCGACAUCCUACAGUCAGAGCAGGACCCUCCAAUCCGCCUCUCCGUUGCCGUCUACCUCAAGAAUCGAAUAUCGCGCGGAUGGGCUACCGAACACACUCCUCACCAGCCCAUUUCCGAGCCCGAACGAAAACCCUUCAGAGACCGCUUACUGCCUGUCUUGUCCUCCUCUCCUCCGUUGAUACGAGCACAGCUCAUUCCCAUCCUCCAGACCGUCCUGCAGUACGACUUUCCUGCAAAAUGGCCCGAGCUCAUGGACAUUACUCUGCAACUGAUGAACACUCAAGAUGCCAAUCAAGUCUAUGCCGGGCUGCAGUGUCUGUUGGCUGUUUGUCGUACAUAUCGUUUUCGCGCCGGGGAAGAGAGGCAGAAUCUGGACAAAGUCGUCAAUGUGGCCUUCCCCACAUUGUUGGGCAUUGGGAACAAGUUGGUCAACGAGACCAGUCUGGAAGCGGGUGAAAUGCUAAGGAUAUGUGUCAAAUGUUACAAACACGCUGUCUACUAUGGCCUACCUGUCCCGCUCCAGUCGCACCAGGCGACCGUAGACUGGUGCACUCUCUUCUUGACCAUCAUCUCAAAGAAGCCGCCGGAGAGUGCCAUGCCCGAAGAUGCUGAUGAUCGGGAACGCAAUCAUUGGUGGAAAGCACGGAAAUGGUCCUAUGCCAACCUCAACAGGCUCUUCGUGAGGUACGGGAACCCAUCAGCUCUAUCUUCCGCCCAGGAGAAGGAAUAUGGUGGGUUCGCGAAAAACUUCAUCACGAAUUUUGCGCCCGAGAUUCUCAAGGGCUAUCUCAGUGAAAUUGAGAAAUGGGUUGGGGGCAAUUACUGGCUGAGCAAGCCUUCUCUGUCGUACACCUUGAUCUUCCUAGAAGAGUGCGUGAAGCCAAAAACGAUCUGGGACAAACUCAAGCCGCACAUGGACAGUCUCAUCAAGCAUUUGAUCUUCCCGGUCAUGUGUCUGUCCGACGAAGACUUGGAACUGUUCUCAGACAACCCAGCCGACUACUUGCACCGCAAGCUCAACUAUUACGAGGAAGUCUCCGCACCAGACAUGGCCGCGACCAAUUUCUUGAUUGCCCUGACAAAGUCGCGGAAACAACAAACUUACGUCAUCCUCUCGUACGUGAACGACGUCGUGUCGCGGUAUGAGUCUGCUCCAGACGAUCAAAAGAACCCGCGAGAGAAAGACGGUGCCCUUAGGAUGAUAGGCUCGCUUGCGUCAGUCAUAUUGGGCAAGAAGAGCCCAAUCGCUGAUCAGGUCGAAUACUUCUUCGUGCGACAUGUGUUCCCUGAGUUUAGAUCUCCACAUGGUUUCCUACGAGCCAGAGCCUGUGAGACAAUGGAGAAGUUUGAGCAGCUGGAUUUCAAGGACCAGAACAACCUCAUGAUCAUCUAUCAGAAUAUAAUGGAGUCCAUGGCUGAUCCAGAACUGCCCGUCCGGGUGGAGGCUUCGUUGGCCUUACAACCCCUAAUUCGGCACGAUGCCAUCCGCAUCACCAUGCAAUCCAACAUCCCGCAAAUCAUGCAUCAACUGCUGCAGCUGAUGAACGAAGUUGAUGUCGACUCCCUGUCAAACGUCAUGGAGGACUUUGUCGAAGUUUUCGCGGAACAGCUCACGCCCUUCGCGGUGGCUUUGAGCACGAAUCUGCGAGACACGUACCUUCGAAUCAUCCGUGAAAUUCUGGAACGGAACGAGGCUAGAGCGGCAGAAACUGGUGAUGCACACAACGACUAUCUGGACGACAAGUCCAUCGCGGCAUUAGGGGUGCUGCAGACAAUCGGCACUCUUAUUCUCACUCUCGAGGCAACACCAGAUGUUCUGCUUCUUCUCGAAUCCAUUCUGAUGCCGGUCAUUACCAUCACCCUCGAAAACAAGCUCUAUGAUCUCUACAAUGAAGUCUUCGAAAUCAUUGAUUCCUGUACCUAUGCCUCGAAACGGAUAUCGCCAACGAUGUGGCAAGCCUUUGAGCUCAUGCACAAAACGUUCAAAGACGGCGCCGAGCUGUAUCUAGAAGAUAUGCUGCCCGCCCUGGACAACUUCGUCAGUUAUGGCCAGCAAAGGUUCAUCGAACACCCGCCAUAUCUGGCUGCUGUAGCUGGCAUGGUGCGCGAUAUCUUCUCCGAUCCUAAGGUUGGAGGUGUGGACCGCAUCUGUGGCUGCAAGCUGGCUGAGGCCAUGAUGCUGAAUCUUCGAGGUGGCCCUCUUGACAGCUACAUACCGACUUUUGUGGCUUUACCCAUGGAGGUCUUGACCAGCGCUCAAGCCAAGACUGUGAUCAGAAGUUACAAACUACAUCUGGUGGAGAUGGUUAUCAAUUGUCUCUAUUACAAUCCCAUUCUGGCACUGCAGGUGCUCGAAUCACAUGGUUGGACCAACAAAUUCUUUUCAAUCUGGUUCGGCAUGAUCGACAAUUUCCGCCGCGUCCACGACAAGAAGCUUUGCCUUGCCGCCAUUUGCUCUCUGCUCACCAUCCGCGCCGACCAAGUCCCUCAUUCGGUUCAAACCGGCUGGCCUCGUCUCUUGACCGGAGCAACCUAUCUCUUCCGAACUCUUCCCGCUGCGAUCAAGCAACGGGAGGAAGCUGUCAAAGCCUCCGACGGCGUGUCUGACACGAUAUCAGACUACGGUUCGGACGACGACGCUGAAGAUUGGGCCGAUGACCCUGGUGCUGAGGGGCAAGAAUGGGGCAACGUUAGUGCCGCCUCAGUGCCGGAUACCAAAGGCGAUAUCAAGGACGAGUCGCAAGCUUAUCUGGACUUCCUUAGCGAAGAAGCCAAGAAAUUCGGCGCUCUGGCAGAUGAUGACGAUGAUAGUGUCCUUGAUGAUGACAGUCUGCUGGAGAGUCCGCUAGAUAAGUUCGAUCCGUACUCAGCGUUCAAAGAGUCGUUGGACAAACUCCAGGCAGAACAGCCUCAGCUAUAUCAAAACUUGACGGCAAUCUUGGAGCAAGCCGAUCGCGAUGUCCUGCAGAGCGUCGUCAAUCAUGCGGCCGCAACGCAGGCUGCUCAAGUUCAACAAGCCCAGGCGCAGGGAUAA